This is a messenger RNA of Fulvia fulva, 1260 nucleotides long. RefSeq lists its product as uncharacterized. Bases 1 to 1260 code for a protein of 419 amino acids. The record is from RefSeq and is a predicted model, not a curated record. Lineage: Eukaryota; Fungi; Ascomycota; Dothideomycetes; Mycosphaerellales; Mycosphaerellaceae. The transcript is spliced from 4 exons.
AUGGCCGAUCCAGCGGCCAAGCUUGCUGCCAUCAACGCACGUAUCGCGGCAUUGUAUCCAGGUAGCAGUAGUGCUAUACGCGCCUCGUCCAGUCCAGUCACUCAAGCUACUCCACGUACCCAUGCAGUCCUCUCGGCCUCAGUCCUCGAUACUGUCAGCGAAAUUGGUGGCGUUCAAGAUGGCAGCGACGGCGACACCACCACCAACAGCAACACUUCGGUCAGUGCUGGCAGCGCAGGCAGCACUACCAUAGCCGCCAGCAGCACAACCACACACAAAAUCAAGAAAAACGCCCGUCCUCUGUGCCCAUCUGAUGUCGCCGAAGACCUCGACAUUGAGUUCCUCGAUCACAAGCGCCGCCACCGCUUUCCUCAAUGCGGCAUCACUGUCAAGGCUACCUCCACCAGCACUUACUCCAACGUCCGCUUCGUCGACUGCGCUUUCGAUUCGUACGAGGGCACUCUCUUCGACGAUUGUGUCCUCGAUGAUGUCGUCUUCAACAAGUGUCAUUUCAAAGACACCAACAUCGUCAAGCUGAUUGCCAAAGGCGCUCGGUUCACGGGUUGCUCGUUCAGCCAGGCGCAUCUCGAAGGCAUCACACUCGUGGAUGUGGCUGCCAUUCUCGACCUCUCCUUCGCGUUCGAACGUGUCUUUCGAGGUCCGGCGGCCGACAAGGGCGGGACCGUACGCAUUUCGGCAAUUCAGGAGUUCGAGGUCGUCAAGCAAGGCAAGAGCCAGCCGUCACGCCAACAUGGAUGGGCACAAGACAAGCACAACAAGGCCGUGCAGGGCAAUGGCCAGCUAGUCGAGGCACCUGCCUAUGCUGGUUGGGAGAAUAAGGUCAUCAAGCCGGCUACAUCAGGCGACCUGAUGAGCUUCGAGGAACCUAUGACGUUCGAAGAGGGUGAAGCCCAGGCACGUAACGACUCGCUCGUGUCGAGGGACGGACUGCUGGUUCCAGCCACCGCAAACUGGAACCGUCAAUUCAUCCGCGAGGACAAGAAUGUGGUGAAGCUGGUCAAUCGGGAGAUAGAGCAACCUGAUGAGGCCAAGAGCUUCGCUCCGACCAACUUCGUCACGCUGGAUUGGGGCGCUGAUCCUGAGACACGCAAGGAGGAAGUCAGCGACGAUUUCCAGAUUGGCAAGCGCGAGUACUACGGUACCAAGAAGAACAAGUCCAAGCGUUUCUGGGCUGAGAAGAAGGCCGAGCAGCAGGCUCACCGCCGUCGCAACAUACCUGGCGCGCCACACUACUACUAG